Molecule: messenger RNA, 2759 nt
Organism: Poeciliopsis prolifica (blackstripe livebearer)
Lineage: Eukaryota; Metazoa; Chordata; Actinopteri; Cyprinodontiformes; Poeciliidae
Product: KH homology domain-containing protein 4-like
Exons: 14
Coding region: 123-1883 (586 amino acids)
Cellular component (GO): nucleus
Molecular function (GO): RNA binding
Source: RefSeq, a predicted model, not a curated record
CAGACUUUGCGACAAAGUCGUCAGAGGAAACAGUGGGCGACAUCGGACUGAUGGCUGCGGUCGUUUAACACAAUCUACAUCAGAGACUUUUUAAAAGCAUUUAUAUUUUCCGGGGUCGUGCUAUGUCUUCGGGAAUGACAGGACAAACGCCCUGCCUAACAAGUCGCUGGGACCAACCAGCACAACCUAAAAAGAGUGUGGACGUGCAGCAACAGAAGAGCAUUGGCAAUGCCACGCUCCCUGUCGCCUUCCCAGGGGUUGUCGGCUCCACCGGGUCAAAGAGCCCAGCCUCUCAGCCACCAGAGGCAGAAGAAACACCAACAGGGGGAGUUGAGAAAGCAGCAGCCAUGGCUGCUAAAAUAAAUGCCAUGUUGAUGGCAAAGGGAAAACUUUUAACUCCUCCACCAUUACUUCCUAAGAAACCCCAAAGUAUCCCUGUACCAACCCCUGCAGAAGAAAUGGUGGUCACAGAGGUCGACAUAAAUGACGUACCACUAAACUGCAGAGAACUUCUUACUAAAGGAAAAACACAAGAGGAAAUCAGGUUAAUUAGUGGAGCCGUUGUCUCAACUAAAGGUCUUUACAUGCCUGAAAUUGAAAAAGGAGCGGCAGGACAAAGACCUUUGUAUUUACAUGUUCAGGGAAAAACACAAGAGCAAGUCAAUAAAGCUGUGAUGAGAAUAAAGGAGAUAAUUUCUGAAGAUGUGAUAAGAGCCUCAGCAGCGUCCGGAGGACAGCAAGUUCCUGUGAUCCCACCACUCACUCUUUAUCCUCAACCACCUCGGCCCGUCAUUCCCACUCCUGUGCCACGUUUGCCCAACGCAAACUCUGUGCCGGGCCAGGGACAUCGACCAGCAGCUCCUCAUACAGGGAGUUUUGUGCACACUAAAAUCUUUGUGGGCCUGGACCAAGCGUUACCCUCGUUCAACGUGAAGGAAAAGGUCGAGGGUCCAGCCGGUUCGUACCUGAGUCACAUCCAGACCGAGACGGGGGCUCGAGUCUUCCUCAGGGGGAAAGGGUCCGGUUACAUCGAACAGGCAUCCAAACGAGAGUCUUUUGAGCCUCUUUAUGUCUACAUCAGCCACCCGAAUGCAGCUGGAUUAGAGUCUGCUAAGAAACUCACAGAGAGUCUGCUUGAAACUGUGAGAGCUGAACAUGCCCAAAUGGUGUCAGUGUACACAGCCACGGGCGCAACACAGCCAUACGCAGCACAUGGAUUUCCAACUAAUAGCAGUUACUCUAGCCAGGGGUCCUGGUAUAACUACCCAGCAAAUGGGUAUGCUGGCGGCUAUGCAGCGUAUCCAGGAGCCGGUGGUUACUGGAGUAAUGCAAAUGGCCCCCCAAGUCAAUCUAACCUGUCGACAACCCCAUCUCCAUCUUCUCAGGCAAUGAUUCAGUAUCCAGUGUGUCCUAGGAAACCACAUCCCUUUCUUGUCCAGGAUCCGUGCAGCAGUGAGACAGUGGAGCCUGGAGGAUCUAUAAACACCCCCCCUGACUCAGGAAGUCCCAAAGAUCACUUCCAGGAGGGGGCUAAGGAUGAACAGCCUGCCAGCUGCUCUCCAGAGGGCCCUGCUCACCUGGAGUCCACGCUUCCUUCGUCCAGCGUAGGAGAGGAGAAAGUUGUAGAAAGGAUAUUGAUGCCUCCACCUCCGUCACCGUUUGUGGCUCCUCCCCCCGUUACACGCAAGAGGCUGAGGGACGCCGCCCCAGAAGCCCCGGCCAGCCCGCCCCCAGCCGCCCCCGCGUCUGCGGGUGUUGAGGAAGAGGUGUCGGUGAAGAAGACUAAAGUGAGCGUUGAUACUUCUGGGCUCGUGCCCUACGGCGGAGAUUCCUCAGAUGAAGAGGAUGAGAGGACACACAGCAGUAAGACAGAAAACCUAUAACGUCUGUCACCCCCCACUGUCCCAGAGAUUUUUACAGACCAAAAGUUUUAACACUCACCAUAUCGACACCAUGAAAGGAGAAGUCUGCCCUGAAAUAACCAUACCAGCAUAUUUGUACAUUUUACCUCCUUUUUUCCCCUCUUUGGUUUAUCUUUCUAUCCUUCCAAAAAGAACAGGUUUUCACUUUGUUUUGGUUCUUGCCAAAAAAUCAGGUAAAACUUUCCAUACAUGCAAAUGAACCUCAACCUGACGGGUUUAAAACAGUAACAUGCAGUAUGUGGAAUAUUGAUUAUGUGUGUAAAUUCCCAAAGUAUAGCGCUUUACUAGUCUAAACAGAGGUUCUUAUUUCCUUUGUCCAUCCAUGUUUAGGUUUUUGUCGUCUCUGCCUCUAGAUGCUCUUGCACAAGUGUAAGGUUAAACUUGUUUGGAUAUAUCGUAAUCUAAAAUACUUUAUAAGCUGAUGUAAAUACAGAAGCUAACAACAGCAAGGUCUGUUUGUAGUCAAAUGUCAUUUUAGGCUUUUGAAAAAAGCUAAACUUUGUUUCACUUUAAUCUGACUCUAAAUGUUGCCCUCAUCAACUUUUAACACAGAACAAAUUGUAUUAAAUCUCAGUCAUUACACACGUCUCAAAGUAUGGAGGUACACAGGGCGGACUUCUCUAAGAUGUGAAUACAGCUGUAUAAUAAAGAAAAACUUUCUUUUUUUUUCCCCCUCCAACUUUUGUUAAAGUCCCAUUUUGAGCUUCGACAUCUGGCCUUGCUGCAAUCACAGAUUGUUUAAAUGCAUAUAAACUUCAGUGAAACCUUUUUCUUAUCUUGGAAAAUGGUGUAUGCCUGUUCCCAUGGAAUACUAUAAUAAAACAACUUCAGAAAGUA